Symbiodinium pilosum is the source of this 737-nucleotide messenger RNA. The record is from the annotation of a GenBank genome assembly. NCBI's taxonomy places the organism in Eukaryota, Dinophyceae, Suessiales, Symbiodiniaceae.
GCGAGCACUGAAAGCUGGAAGCGCGUGGACCGGGAGGAGGGCUUCUACAAGCUGAAUGAGUAUCUCUUUGGAGUCUAUCCCAUCUUGCUGGCGUUGCGAGCUGGGAAGCGCACCUUCAAGACUCUCUGGGUCCAGCAGAGAAGGGGUCGGGUGACAGUGGAGAAGAAAGAUGACGAGGCACGUCAGGAAAUCGAGCGGCGCAGCAAGGAGUUGGGAAUUCAGCUGUUUUCGUGCUACAAGCGAGACGUGCUGGAUGAGCAUAGUGGAGGUCGCCCUCAUCAAGGAUUGGUGCUAAAGUGCACCAAGCCCUUCAUCAAGACGGUGGAGGAGCUGCCACGUCCGGCAAAAGGGGCUCUGUGGUUGGCGCUGGAGGGUGUGACGGACCCUAUGAAUCUGGGGUCGCUGUUGCGGUCAGCGACCUUCUUCGGCGUCGAAGGCGUGAUCUGUGAGAGGGGAUGCACGCGCUACUCGCCCGUGGUCGCCAAAGCAUCGGCGGGAGCAGGCGAAAUCAUGGAAAUGUUCCAUACGAACGAUUUGGAGCGGUUACUCCCCAGGGCCCGGCGACAAGGUUGGCUGGUGGUUGGGGCCGCUUUGCCAGCAGAGGGCGAGGGCGAACCUGCCUUCAGCUCGCUGGAAGAUUGGCUGCAGACGCCUGAUCAGCUGGACACCGGCGUCUUGCUGAUCCUUGGCCCAGAAGGACCUGGUCUUCGGCCCGAGGUCCGCCGUGGCUGUGACAG